Molecule: messenger RNA, 762 nt
Organism: Maudiozyma saulgeensis
Lineage: Eukaryota; Fungi; Ascomycota; Saccharomycetes; Saccharomycetales; Saccharomycetaceae
Source: the annotation of a GenBank genome assembly
AUGAAACCAAGAAAUUCACAGAGAACUAAAUCAGUACGAUCUACUAAAAAAUACUCUCAAUCACGUCUACAGCUCGAUGGUUUCCAAGGGAAUAAGCUAAUUAAAUGCGCCAAAUGUGAAAUGGCUUAUUCACCUAACAAUAUAGAAGAUACAACAGCUCAUAGACUUUUCCAUGAUACAUAUUUGAAAGGUAGAAAAUGGUCGCGAAAUUGGGGUACAGUAGUAUCUAUACCGACAAACUCGAUGACACCACCGUCAUCACAACAUUCAUCCAGUGAACGAAUAGUAAUGAUUAGACCAAAUCAUCCACAGGAAGUAAACGCAACCUUGGAUGUAAUGAAUAUAGUAAAUAAUGAAUUACAUGCGCCACAUGAUGAAAAUUCAUUUUGGGUAAAUGAAAAUGGUAAAGGUAAAGCAUUUCUGUAUAUAAAGAAUGAUAGAGCUGUUAGUGCUAUAACUAUAGAACAAUUAGACGAAGGUAGAGGAAAAUGGAUGUUAUAUGAUUCGAAGAAAUUAGUACCAAACGUUACACCAAAAUUUGAGCUUGGAAUAUCAAGGAUAUGGGUUUGCAAAUCACAGAGAGGAAACAAGAUUGCUACCAAAUUAUUAGAAGCUGCAAGACAUAAUAUGGUAAUUGGAAAAUCUUAUCAGAAAUGGUCACUUGCUUGGAGUCAACCCACAGAUGAUGGUGGAAAGUUAGCUUCAAAAUAUAAUGCGGUAACACACAAAUCUGGGAAAUUAUUAAUACCAUGUUAUAUUUAG